AUGCCCGAGGGCUUGGACAUUGACUUCAAGAGCCCGCUCAACGGCGUCGUCUCGGGGUACGCUGAGCAGGUGCUCGUGUGCACGGGGCAGGACGACUGGGUGUCGAGGAUCGAGGAGGAGAAUAGCGGGGAUAACCUCGCGGCGGAUUUAAAGGAGUUGUUUGGCCGCGGGGGGACGUAUAGCGAUCCCUGGCACAAUAUCUCAACCCUAAACGCCUCCUUCCCCUCCUCGGUCCCCGAGCGGAGCGAGCUGCAGACCACGAGCGCCUACCUCCUCCCGAGCUUCAAGUACGUGCCCUUUUUACCGCGCGUCAGCUUCGACAGCGUCCAGGCGCUCGCAAAAGGCUACCUCCUACCGGAGAAGCUGCACAGGAUGCACGACGGGGGCCUGUCGCCGAUCCACCGGGACCGGCUGACGCGCAAGGAGGCGUACCGGUCGCUGCUGUACGGGGUCCGGGACGUGAAGGAGGUGCUCGUGUUGAUUUGCGGGCACGGCGGGCGGGAUAUGCGGUGCGGCGUCAUGGGGCCCGUGUUGAGGGAUGAGUUUGAGAGGAGGUUUAAGGGGGUUGGGGUUGGUGUUUUGAGGGGGCCUGUUGUGGUUGAUGAGAGUGGUGAGGGGGAGGCUGGGAGGAUUGCGGCGCCUGAGUCGGCUGAGGGCGGGGAUGGUGAGGGGGAUAAUCAGAAGAUGUCGGCGCGGGUUGGGUUGAUUAGCCAUAUUGGCGGGCACAAGUUUGCGGGGAACAUCAUCAUCUACAUCCCGCCUGGGCAGCUUAUGGCUGGUGGGGAGAAGCAUCCUCUGGCUGGGAAGGGUAUUUGGUAUGGUAGGGUUGAGCCGAAACACGUUGAGGGUAUCGUCAAUGAGACGGUUCUCGGGGGUCGCGUCGUUGCUGACAUGUUCCGGGGUGGUAUUGAUGAGGAUAGAAAGAUCAUCAGGCUCUGA
Messenger RNA from Colletotrichum phormii, 939 nucleotides. RefSeq names its product Sucraseferredoxin-like protein. The transcript has 2 exons. NCBI's taxonomy places the organism in Eukaryota, Fungi, Ascomycota, Sordariomycetes, Glomerellales, Glomerellaceae. The record is from RefSeq and is a predicted model, not a curated record. Bases 1 to 939 code for a protein of 312 amino acids.